AUGCCUGUCGCAAUUGUCACCGGAGCUGCAUCGGGAAUCGGCCUCGCCCUCACCAAGCACUUCCUCGAGGCCGGAUGGAAGGUCACGAUGGCGGACAUGAACGUCGAAGCCGGCACCAAGCUCGCCGCCGAACUCGGCCCGUCCGCGUUCUUUAAAAAGGCUGACGUCUCGUCCUGGGACGACCAGGCCGCUCUCUUCCGCGAGACGUUUGAGAAGUUUGGGUCGAUCGACUACGUUGCCGCCAACGCCGGAAUCGACGACCGUCAGCUUCUCUACGAGGACGUUUAUGAGACCGUCGACGGCGUUCAGGUCCCCGUCAAGCCCAACUUGAAGACGAUCGAGGUUGACUUGAACGGCCCGAUCUACAGCUUGUGGCUCGCUGUCUUCUACUUUAGACGAAACCCGGCUGGAAAGAAGGGCAAGGUCGUCAUUACUGCCUCCAACGCUGGCUUAUAUCCUUUCCCCACCAACCCCCAGUAUGCCUCAUGCAAGCACGCCAUCGUCGGCCUUGUUCGCUCCGUCGCUCCCAUCUUCAUCAAGGAAAACAUCACAGUAAACUGCAUCUGCCCCGCGUUCGUCGAGACCAACCUCGCGCCCAAGGACCUCCUCCGCCGCAUGCCUCGCGAGCACGUCACCCCAAUGUCGACCGUCCUCCGUGCGUUCCAGAGCUUUGCUGACGACGACGCGCUCACGGGCCAGGCUGCAGAGUGCUCGCUUGGCGACAUCUUCUACAGACCUGUCUUGCCUUACCCGAAUGAGAGUGAGAGAUGGAUGUUUGAGGAGAGCCACAAGAUCUGGGAGGCGGGAUAUAACCAGAGCUAG
Messenger RNA from Myxozyma melibiosi, 822 nucleotides. RefSeq lists its product as uncharacterized. NCBI's taxonomy places the organism in Eukaryota, Fungi, Ascomycota, Lipomycetes, Lipomycetales, Lipomycetaceae. The transcript has 2 exons. Gene Ontology annotation, molecular function: oxidoreductase activity, acting on the CH-OH group of donors, NAD or NADP as acceptor. Gene Ontology annotation, cellular component: cytoplasm. The record is from RefSeq and is a predicted model, not a curated record. The coding region runs from base 1 to 822 and encodes 273 amino acids.